UUGGUGCCCUCAACGGAAGUGUGUACGCCCGGUGUUUCAGUUGGUCUGAAUCAACUCCAGAAAUUCGAACAACCAUAGAUUGGACCACCGCCUUUGAUUUCAAACAACCCGCCUUCAAUCUCAAUCGAGAAAGCAUAUCAAAGGGCGAUGGAUCGAGGUUGGAUGAGUCAACCAAGAGCUAGUGCUGCUUACAAAGAUGGUGUCGAGCAAUUUCUGACUUUUGCAUUCCGUGAUGUUCCGGCCGGUGAUAGAAUUCUUUGUCCUUGUGUAAAUUGCCGAAAUAAAGCUAUGCAGAGUUAUGAUGGAGUGAAGACUCACUUGAGAUGUGAUGGUAUUCUUCAAGGUUACACUAAGUGGGUUUGCCAUGGAGAGGAUUACAGUGAACCAUCAUUUGCAUUUGCUCAUGUAUCAGAUAACAGUGGCAAUCUUUCUAUUCCUGGCAUCCCAAGGAAUGUUGUUGGAGAAAGCAGCCAUGGAAGGUUGGAUGACAUGCCAGGACUCUUAAGUGCCGUCUUUGCUAUGGCUAACAGUUGUGAAUCUUUAUCAAGCACAUCUGAUGGUGAAUUAGAUGGCCUUGAAUUUGAGAAUAUGGAACCAAAUUCAGUUGAGGAUGAGAAUGCAGAUGCUCAAACAAGUAAGAAACCUGAUACAUAUGCAAGCUUCUUGGAGGAUGCAAACACAGAGUUAUACCCUGGAUGUAACGCAUUUUCUAAGUUGCCAUUUCUCAUCACCUUGUAUCACAUGAAAUGCUUACAUGGAUGGACACAAGAAUCAUUUACAACGCUACUUGGUGUUUUGUCUGAUGCACUUCCAGAGGCACAAAUACCAAAGAAGUACUAUGAGCCACUGAUUGAUGAGCUCUUACAAUUAUGGGAUGGUGUAGACACAUUUGAUGCUUCCUCGCAGAAGACAUUUCCUCUCAAGGCUGCACUAUUAUGGACUUUAAAUGAUUUUCCGGCAUUAGCUUACCUGUACGGUUGGAGCACAAGUGGCAAAAAAGCCAAUGUAGCCAAGAAAGCAAAGGGCGGAAAGAAGAAAAAAAACAGUGAAAAAGAAACUGAAAAUUAUCAAGAACCGAAGCGUAAAAGGAAGGCAGGCAACAAGAAGUCAAUUAAGAACCAAGAAAAGAAUGUGUUUGAUAAUUUAAUUGGAACGUUGUUGAAUAUUGAUUCUAAAACAAAGGAUGGCCUAAAUGCACGGCUUGACUUGGCAGAAAUUGGUGAAAAUGGAAUUCGACAUGAUCUUCAUCCUGUUGAAGAUAAUAAUGGAAAAACAAUAUUGCCUGAUGCACCAUUUACUAUGUCUAGAAAACAGCAAGAAGUACUUUGUUCAGUGAUGCAUAAUAUUAGGACCUCCGAUGGAUAUGCAUCAAAUUUUUCUAGGCAUGUCAACAUGAAAGAUUGUACAAUCUCAGGUCUCAAAGGCCAUGAUUGUCAUGUUAUUCUGGAAGAUAUUCUUCCUCUAGCACUUCGAUCCUGUUACCCACACAAAGAGGUCAUGACAGUAGUUAUCGGGCUGUCUAAUUUCUUCAAGAAGCUAUGCUCGAAAGUGUUAGAUGUCUCUGAGCUUGACAAACUUCAAGAGAGUAUUGUGAUGACACUUUGCAAUAUGGAGAGAAUUUUUCUUCCAUCAUUCUUUACUAUCAUGGUGCAUUUAAUGGUGCACUUGGUUGAAGAAGUUAAACUUGGUGGUCCAGUGCACUAUCGAUGGAUGUACCCUCUGGAGAGAUCAUUUGUCCGGCUGAAAGCACUUGUGCGCAAUAGAGCAUUUCCUGAAGGUUCAAUUGCUGAAGGGUAUCUUGCCCAAGAAUGCUUGACCUUUUGUUCAAGAUUUCUAGAAGGAACUACACGUUUUACAAGACCAUCAAGAAACCCUGCUCCAUCAGAAAAGAUAAAAGAUUUGUACAUGUUCGAUAGUGCUGGUGAACCAAUUGGAAAGGCUAUCCCGGUUGGGCAGUUUAAUAGCCGUCUUCUAAUUCAAGCACAUCGAUAUGUCUUGCGACAUUGUGAUGAACUUGCAGAUUUCCGCAAGUAUGUAUAG
Triticum dicoccoides is the source of this 2040-nucleotide messenger RNA. RefSeq lists its product as uncharacterized. The coding region runs from base 148 to 2040 and encodes 630 amino acids. The record is from RefSeq and is a predicted model, not a curated record. NCBI's taxonomy places the organism in Eukaryota, Viridiplantae, Streptophyta, Magnoliopsida, Poales, Poaceae. The transcript has 6 exons.